CCAUUAGGAGGACAUACUAUCCUGCAGGUCAUCAUAAUUGUCUUCCUCACUGGAUCACUUUCUCUUAUCACUGUUGUUGGCAACAUCCUAGUGAUGGUGUCGUUCAAGAUCAAUAAGGCCCUGAAGACAGUGAACAACUACUACCUGCUUAGCCUAGCUUGUGCUGACCUUACCAUUGGCACACUGUCAAUGAACCUGUAUACCACCUACAUCAUCAUGAACCAGUGGGCUCUGGGGCCAGUGGUCUGUGACUUAUGGCUUGCAAUAGACUAUGUGGCCAGCAACGCCUCGGUCAUGAACCUGCUUGUUAUCAGCUUUGACAGGUAUUUCUCUGUUACCAGACCUUUGACAUACCGGGCCAAGCGUACAACCAAGCGAGCUAUGACCAUGAUUGGAUUAGCUUGGUCAAUCUCUUUCAUUCUUUGGGCCCCAGCCAUCCUUUUCUGGCAGUACAUUGUGGGUGAGCGGACAGUCCAGCCCAAUGAGUGCUACAUCCAGUUCCUGUCCGAGCCCAUCAUUACAUUCUCCACUGCUGUCGCUGCAUUCUACUUGCCUGUAACUAUUAUGUCCUUCCUGUUUUGGAAGAUCUAUCAGGAGACAGAGAAGCGUGCUAAAGAUAUACAAGGUCUCAAGGCAUCUGGGUCAGGCAACAGCCAAAGCCAGGCUCAGAAUCAAGGGAGUGGUAGAGCAAAAGCAGGUGGAGAAGGUCGGCGUGCAUCCAAGAGGUCCGUCAACACCACGACAACAACAGUUGAUGAAGCAGAGCAGAGCAGCUCGGACAGCUUGAACAACAAUGAAGUUGGGGACCAGUCAGGUUCAGACGACGAAGCAGCCAUCAGCAUUAAAGAUGCAGCUAUGGCCAAACGCUUCGCCUCCAAGGCCAAGACCGAAAUCAACAAGCGCAAGAAUGAAAAAAAGGCAAAUGAGAAGAAAGCAGCACGGACACUCAGUGCCAUCCUCUUCGUCUUCAUCACAACAUGGUUACCGAAGUUCCCCCAGGCUAGCAGUGAGGCCUAA
Messenger RNA from Cyclopterus lumpus (lumpfish), 1017 nucleotides. RefSeq names its product muscarinic acetylcholine receptor M3-like. Bases 94 to 1017 code for a protein of 307 amino acids. Gene Ontology annotation, molecular function: G protein-coupled acetylcholine receptor activity; G protein-coupled serotonin receptor activity. The record is from RefSeq and is a predicted model, not a curated record. Gene Ontology annotation, biological process: G protein-coupled receptor signaling pathway, coupled to cyclic nucleotide second messenger; chemical synaptic transmission; regulation of vascular associated smooth muscle contraction. NCBI's taxonomy places the organism in Eukaryota, Metazoa, Chordata, Actinopteri, Perciformes, Cyclopteridae. The transcript has 6 exons. Gene Ontology annotation, cellular component: synapse; plasma membrane; dendrite.